AUGGCUCAAGAACUAUCACAAGAAUUUGAGAAGAUGGGAAUUGAGAUUCGAGCUCCCAGUGAACCUACAAAAAUGAUCUAUACAAUGACUUUUCAGCCCGAGUUGAUGGAAAAGAUAAAGAAGUGCCAAGAAGAAGUGAUGAAUGAGAAGAUGAAUGAGUUGGCCGGAGAAGAGAUUUUUGGAGAAAGGAAAGUAAUUGCUCCAGAAUUGAUCCAGCAAACAAAGGAAGCAGUAGAUGUGAUUCGAAACAGAUUUAUUGCAGCUCAAGACAGGCAACGAAAGUAUGCUGACCCGCAUAGAAAAGAUGUUGAGUAUGAAAUCGGGGAAGCUGUUCUGUUGAAAGUGUCAUCUUGGAAAGGAAUAGCAAGAUUCGGAAAGAAAGGGAAACUGAAUCCAAGAUUUAAUUUCAACCCCGACACCAAGUGCAUCAUAGAGAAUGAACCAGUUGACAUAGAGUCCGAUUUGUCUUAUAUCGAGCAACUGGUUAGCAUUCUGGAUAGAAAGGAUAAGUUGUUAAGAAAUAAGACAGUUCCUUUAGUUAAAGUUUUGUGGAGGAAUCCCAAGGUUGAAGAAUCAAUGUGGGAAUUAGAAAGUGAUAUGUUUGAUAAGUAUCCUCAUUUAUUUGCUUAG
This is a messenger RNA of Daucus carota subsp. sativus, 630 nucleotides long. RefSeq lists its product as uncharacterized. The transcript has 3 exons. The record is from RefSeq and is a predicted model, not a curated record. The coding region runs from base 1 to 630 and encodes 209 amino acids. Lineage: Eukaryota; Viridiplantae; Streptophyta; Magnoliopsida; Apiales; Apiaceae.